This is a messenger RNA of Schistocerca americana (American grasshopper), 6909 nucleotides long. RefSeq names its product tyrosine-protein phosphatase non-receptor type 2-like. The transcript has 9 exons. Gene Ontology annotation, molecular function: protein tyrosine phosphatase activity. Bases 99 to 1487 code for a protein of 462 amino acids. The record is from RefSeq and is a predicted model, not a curated record. NCBI's taxonomy places the organism in Eukaryota, Metazoa, Arthropoda, Insecta, Orthoptera, Acrididae. Gene Ontology annotation, biological process: protein dephosphorylation.
CGGAUGUCGGUAGCUGUAGCGCGUAGUGUUGGCAAGGCAAGGUUUUAUGAGGAGAGUGUGUGCGGUAGUGGAUAAAUGGUGUAGUGGAUGUGUGUAAGAUGAGCAGGACUCCUGGUAAAAAUAAUAUUGAAGCGGAAUUUGUGCAAAUAGACUCGAUUAGAGCGUGGACGCAGCUGUACCAGCGCAUAAGGGAUGAGAGUUUAAACAAUGAUUACACACUCAUUGAAGCAAAGAAAGCAGAAAACAAGAAUCUUAACAGGUAUAGAGAUGUCAGUCCAUAUGAUCAUAGCAGAGUUGUUCUCACAAAGGGAUCCUGCAACUAUAUCAAUGCAAAUCUUAUCACGAUGGAAAGGGCACACCGUCGGUAUAUCUUGACACAGGGCCCUUUGCCACAUACAACAGGCCAUUUCUGGUUGAUGAUUUGGGAACAGAAGUGCAAAGCAGUGCUUAUGCUAAACAGAAUAAUAGAAAAGAAUCAGGUUAAAUGUCAUCAGUACUGGCCUUCAGGUACAAAACCAGGUGUGGAUGAGAGACUGGAAUUGAAAGAUGUUGGCCUUGUUGUAGAGUUUGUCUCAGAGACUGAAGCCUCAUACUAUACAACAAGAGUUCUGAGGUUGAUAGAUGAAGUGACUGGAGAGAGCCGGCAGAUUCUACAGUUCCAUUAUACUACAUGGCCCGACUUUGGCGUGCCAGAGAGCCCAACAGCAUUCCUAAAUUUCCUGACUGUAGUUCGACAGAGUGGUGCACUGGACCAGAAUGUAGGGCCACCAGUUGUGCAUUGCUCAGCUGGAAUAGGGCGUUCUGGUACUUUCUGCCUUGUCGAUUCUUGCCUUGUUCUUAUUGAGGAGAAUGGUCUCGACUCAGUAAAUGUUGUGGAUGUGCUACUGGAAAUGCGGAAGUUUCGUAUGGGCCUCAUUCAGACGCCGGAUCAGUUAAGAUUUUCUUACUUGGCAAUUAUUGAAGGUGCGAAGAAACUAAUUAACAACAAUCCUUUGCAUGAUUACAAUAAUGUGGAGGACACAUCUUUGAAUCAUCAUGAUGGUUCAACAGAGGAGACUUCAGCAGAUGAAGAUGACACAGAUGAACCACCUCCAUUACCUCCACCACGAGGUGAUUCAUUGACACGGUCUAAGUUGGCUACAAAUAAUCAUGGUAUGAAUGGAGGAUUUGAAGCCAACAAACCACUUCCUGUGGAACCUGAGGUCUCUCCAGAGCAGGAGAGUGUGGAAAGAUUGCUUGACUCAGCACUUCAAGAUAAGGAAGCCAGUGAUGAUACACCUCAGCUACGACAUCGAAGGCAUGAGCGCCAGGAGCGGCUUUUGAGGCUGACAGGACGUAUACGUGAAAUAAAGCGUAAACAAGAAGCUGCCGAACGUUCAGAACAACUGUGGAGGUCUCUGUCAAAGCCAUUAGCUGUUGGUUUUGGUCUUGGGCUUGUUAUGGGCGGAGGCUGGAUUGCUUACUGUUACUUCUCUAACCGUGUUUGAUCAAGAAAGAGAUCAUCAAACCCUGGAGGUGUUUGUGCUGCACUGUCGGCAUAUAGGAUAUCUCUUUUCAGUGUAAUACAUUAAUUUAUGCAUGUUGGGUAAUGAUGUCACUGUGGUUAAAUUACUGUGGACUGGUUGGUGUUUUAUAAAUGCUAAACAGACUGUGUUAGUUGGGAGCGAUUAUGACAUUUUCAUUAUUUCUGCUAGCAUUAAGUCUGUGUUUUUUGUCCACCGACUCUUUGAGAUGAAUAGUUGGCAAAUUUUGUGUGCAGGUGUUUCGAAAAAUGUAACUGGUGAUGUUUGUCCCAUUGAGAAAAUGGUGUUCAGUGACGGUUUUGGAGUAUAGAUACUAUCAGUUGACAAACAUUGCCCUGGGUAAAUGUGAUGUACUGCGUUACAUCAUAUAGGAGUUAAAUUUGCUGCGUGGGCUGCCCCCUUAUUGGAUUGGAUGUUUUUUUAAAAAUAUACUUAAAAGUAAUUUUUAAAUGUUUUGCUCCAGGAAUUUUUCUUGUCUUUUCUUCUACAACAUUCGAAAUGUGGUCAACUUUUAAAGAAAACAAACCUCUCAAAGUGUCAAUUACUGUGUGUUGCAAGUGAAGUGGAACAAGACCUGUUAUUUUGUUUAGAAGUGCAUCAAAUAUGUAAGUGUUUGGCUGUUACUAAUAAAUUGCUCCUCUUGGCAAAAUUUAGAGCAAUCCAUCUUUUUGUUGGUAGGCAUUCUGUGUGACCUUGAAAUCAUUUAUCUUUCUUACUUGUAAUUUCAAACCAAUACAGAUGAAUUACAGGAAUUAAACAAGCAUUAGUUUAGACAGUAGUCUUAUUCUGUUGUUCACUUGGUACAGUGGAGCAUAUGUUUCUUAUUUUAAAAAAUAACUACUGCUGAUAUUGCAUUCACAAAUCACCAAUUCCAUUACCCAAAAUUGUUAUUAGAGGGGUUCUUGAGUUGUACACAUUUUGUGUAAACCUUCACCUGUUAGCCACCAAAUUUAGAGAUGUACUGGGGUGGGGGCAAUUUCUUGCUGUUGAGGCUGUAUGGAUUUUUAUUCAACAUAGUGAUGAAAGGAAAAUGGUCAGAUUCGAAGGAACGAAAAAAAAAAGUUUGUGAUACAGCAGCAGUGUUGUUCUUUCAUACCUUUGUCACAAAUGUGAGUUGAUUGGGAAUGAGUGGUGAUGUGUUUUGCUGCUUGUAUUAUCAUUUCAGUAAUGCACAAAUUUUUGUUAAGAUUUUGUAUUUUAUUACUUGAAAAGUUUAAUGUUCAGUGUGAGUGCCUGUAAAUUUCUCACCUUAGGUGGGGAGCCUGUAUAUGAAAAUUUUCCUUUUAUUUCUGCUGAGCUGUAAAUCUUUUUGUGCUAGUAAAUAUUUUAUUUAUGUAGCUAUUUUUAUGACGACUAGUAUUUACAGGUUAUGUUUUGGACCAGAGUUUGGAAUUGCCUGUACUAUAGUAGAGUUAAGCGUGUGAAUGGAUAUUCUGUUAAACUAGUUUAUAUUUAUUUCAGGUUACCUAUUCAAAAAUUAAUCUAUAUAAUGUAGUAUAGUUGUUUUUAUUCAUAAAUAUUUAUAAAGCAAAGCAUUUAAUGUGUAAUAUCACUUCAGUUAUCUUUCUUGUUUCUAUCAACAAAAAGAUUACAUUCCCAGUUGUCAGUUGAAUGUGUAAUCAUUAAUUUCAGUGUUUGUGGCAGUGAUAUUUGGGGGGGACUGUGGUUGAAUGUGAAAAAAAGGGAAGGAUGUAUUUGUGUGUUCGCCUUUUAAGUAUAGGAUGAAUUUUAAAAUUGCAGAUCUAGUUAAAUGUUCUACUAUUCUUGCUCAAAAAUACUUCAGUUUUCUGCAACUUACAACAAGAUAGACGGUUGAAAUAACCUUUAUUUCCAAGUAGUAAAUUGGGCAGACGAUACAGUUGGUUUCUUAAACAGGUAAAAGAAGCUGCUAGUCAGCCGAUGAGGACAUUAAUAAUUGUAAAACGAACAUUUGCCCAUUUGCAAAUUGCAAAAUUUGUUGAUCAGCUUAGUAAUCAAGAACUUAUAAAUCAUGGUCCACUCAAAAUUUUAAUCGUGUACUGUAUCAUUUCUGAACAGUUUUUAGUAGUAUCAAAAAUUCCACAUUCCAGAAGGGAAAAGUCACUGGAGUAUCAUUAUAGUUGUCUGUUAGGCUAGAAACAAGGUGUAAAAAUGAGUGUUCAGUUUCAUGUAUGUACCUAACAUACAGUUUCGUCACUGGAAGUAGAAUUCUCAUUAGCUGAUACUGCAGAAAUAGUUAAUAACUGAAAAGCUGAAGUUUGUACAGAUUCUUUCCUUCUCCUGAAGCUCAUAGCACUUUUUGAUGGCUUUUUUUUUCUUUACUCUUUUAAACAAUUACUAAUGAGCAGAGAUUUAAUGUAGACCUGGAGAAGGGAAUGAUGUACGCAUUUUGUGGUUUAUUACCCAGCAAUUGAAGACAUUGUUAUUUAAAGACUGAAGACUGUCAACUAGUUUUGGUUAGUGACUGACUGGCUGACUGUUGUGGGAGAGAAAUUUUGUCCAUAUUACUUAUACUAUUAAAGGGUAGGCUUGUUUCAAGUGUAAACAUAAAGUAAAGGAGGAUCAGAAUGGGUUUGCCAAAGAUGAAAACAUGUCACAGAGUAUUAAGAUAAUGGACUUUAUGUGUGAUUUUUAUUUCCAUAAUUUCUAAAUAAUGUGUUUAUGUAGUGGUAGUAGUAAUCACAUGAAAUGCCGCAGUUUUACGCAGGCUCGUAUAAUUUGAAGUGCUAUCAGAAUAUUGCUGUACACUCCGAAGCUUGUAAUUUACAGAAAAUUGAAGUUGUGCACAUAAUACAUCUGAUGGCAUCCCAGAUCUAUAAAUCUUUAGGCUUGUUUGAUGUAAUUAAUAUUGCAUUCCAGUUUAUCUUGCAGUUACCUAUGUAUGUUUGUGUUAUUCACAUACAGAAAGUAAUAUUUCAGGAAUAUAACGGGUAUUUGAUGUCAAACUUACUUUCUUCCUUUUUUGUUAAAGUCACUCAAGCCUAUUAUAGUGCUAAUAUUUAAUUGAUUCCAGUGUAAAAAAAAUACUGUGUAUAGUGAAUUUUAUUGGUGUAAUUGUCUUUCAAAUCAAAGCUCGUCACAUUCUCUCUGAAUCUCAGUAUGUAAUAUCUUCUGUAAUUUCAGUUAAAUGAAUCUCAUUUAAGUAUAGUUUCCCCUACGUUGCUCUUUUGUAGAGCAUCUGAAACGUUCAUUUAGCGGUGAAAUGGAGGAGAUUGGCAGUAUUGUGUUCUUCAGAAGCUAUCAGCAUUUGCUGUUAUAACAUAUAGGUUCCAGUAUCUCUUUUGUGUUUGCAUGGUUGUUUUAACAAUAGAUUCGUUAAAAACUUAUAUAUCUAGUCCCACAUGACAUUUCCAAGCAGUCAUUCAGCAGCAAAUGUACUGCUUCCAGGACUGGAGUUUCUGAGAACAAAUUGGUCCCCAAACUUUACACUGUGGCAAGUCAGAGGUAGAAAGCAGACAAUUAGUAAAAUCAAAAAUUGGUGCCUUCUGUUAGGACAAGCAGGAGAUGGUUGAAAACCGUAUCAGUACAAAUAAAACAGUACGAACAGUUUUAUCUAAUUUUCAUUGUGUAUUGUGGAUCACAUGAGAAUGGUGUGUAAUAGAGGGAUUUGUCCAGCACUGAGCUGUUUCCAUUUUUCUCCUGUUAUUGCUUUCAUUCUUUAGGCCACCUAGUAUAUUGUCACAGUUUGAAUAUUAUUUGGAAGGGUGCAGAAAUUUUGGUGGAUCAGUCACUUAAUUUCAGUUCAUAAUAAAUUGUGAGAGGUUUUCCUUUUUAAUGUGGGGUUUUUCAUUUCUGAACUGUGAUAGACACAUUCAGUAAUGUCACAGAAGCUGUCUAGCAAAUAAAUAGUGUAAUAUUUGUAAGCAUAAUGCAGCACUGUCCCAUGAUGGGAAGUGAGAAGUGUUAUAUCCUGGCAGGCUUGGCUUGACAGAGGUUACAGUUUUUCUUUUCUUGAAUGCUUCCAUACCACACACAAGAAAUAUUCAGUUGUUUUGUUCUUUGACAUGUUUGCGGAGUUCCAAAAAAUAAUCUUCAGUGCAAUCACAGUAACUUUCUGGGGUCUUGCUGGAUUCCCUUAAAUUGUUUUGUUAAUGUGUUUUUUGUGUAACAUGUUGCAACAAGAAUUUCCCAAAAGUAGCAACAACUUCUAUUACUUGUUGCAUAUUUCAUUGAAAAUUUUGGGAGGUGGGACAUUAAAUUCAAAAGUGAUAAAUGUGAUAGAGAAGCAAGAUGACAAAUUUGAAUUUGUUUCUGUAUAACUGUGUCCUGUGUUUGCAUUCAAGUAUUACUAUUUCAUUGACUUAUACAUUAUUUGAUUGAAAGAUGAGAAGUUUGUCUCAGCGAAGGAGUGCUGUUCACAUGUAAUUCUAACUGCUGCAUUAAGUAUUUCUUUGACAUUAGAUGUGCUCGGGACCAAAGCUGCCACACUGUGGAAGUGACAUAAAAGCGCACAAGUAUGAACUUUUUUCAACCUGCCAUGGUUGUGUAGAUGCACAUCAAAGUUUCAGCAAGAUAAAAGUAAUAUAUGAUUGAGAAAUUUGCUUAAGAACUGCCAGUUGAUUUCAAAGUUUAUUCUCAUAACUCCCUACUGAACAGCAAAUGCAUAUUUCCAUUAAUUAUGUUUGAUCUGUGAAAUCAAGUGGCGGCAUAGCGUGCAAACACUGCAGCUCCUCCUAUCUAUAAAAUUUUACGAACAACAACUUUCCUUGUUUUACAUGCAGUUUUAAUUUAUUUUAAAAUUUCAAAAAUGCUUUCUAUGCCUGUUCUCUCUCAACUUUAUACAUACCCCUAACAAACAAGUGUGUUCACUAUAGUUGAACUCAUCCUUAAUACUGAGCUGUGAAAAGGGACAUAAUGUAACUUGUAAUUUGUGCAUUCCUGCUAUUAGUAGUACACACUUUUUGAAGUUUUUUACAAAAUCAGACAAUUAUAAAUCAUUGGAAACUGUCUGCUAACAAAGACUGGGUCAUAUUUUUGUAAAAAAGGAAGUUGAACUUUGUAAAUGAACUAAACUGAAUAUAAUGACAACCAUAUACCGGAUAUCUUCCCCCUAUUGUGUCAGAAUUUGACUGACAAAUGGUUGAGUUUCGAAAUAAUGUUUGUGUGUUUAAAUAGUGUGUCCAUGGAACUGAGAGCUUUUGUUUUGGGGAUUUGUUUACCUUGUCUGAGGAACUGUUGUGAUCUUCAUCAAUAAAAUACAGUUUUACCGUUUGUAUCUGCUACUGUAAGGAUCCCCAUAGGUAUGCGAAAAGGGGGAAGUUACUAGUAUCAGUUAAGUCUGUUGUUCUCACUGUUAGUAUGAUAAGUGUUAGAUCUUUUGUGUACAAAUUGUAUUUCAAAUUCUGUGUCAUUAGUUGCAUGAGAGAUGUGAACAUCAAAAAAUAAAAAGAAAAAAGAAAUUAAGCCA